AUGUACGGUUCUCGUCCAGGACACCUCCCGUACCCGUACCAGAUCUGUCGCGCUCAGUGCAACUUUGGACACCUGUGUCGCCCUUCACUUUCUGCACCCGGCAUGUGGCGUUGCGCGUACUGUGGCAAGGCGCUUCCUCCGCCGCCUCCCUUUGCUGCCUGA
Messenger RNA from Apiotrichum porosum, 162 nucleotides. RefSeq lists its product as uncharacterized. The coding region runs from base 1 to 162 and encodes 53 amino acids. The record is from RefSeq and is a predicted model, not a curated record. Lineage: Eukaryota; Fungi; Basidiomycota; Tremellomycetes; Trichosporonales; Trichosporonaceae. The transcript is spliced from 2 exons.